Molecule: messenger RNA, 1489 nt
Organism: Malania oleifera
Lineage: Eukaryota; Viridiplantae; Streptophyta; Magnoliopsida; Santalales; Ximeniaceae
Product: thermospermine synthase ACAULIS5-like
Exons: 10
Coding region: 205-1221 (338 amino acids)
Biological process (GO): polyamine biosynthetic process
Molecular function (GO): thermospermine synthase activity
Source: RefSeq, a predicted model, not a curated record
GGCAGACCAAAUCAUUAGCUUGGCCCUCUGACCAUUUUUCAUUUUCCUCCCAGGCCCACUCCCUCCUCUUCAUAUAUUCUGCACUUGCUCCUUCCCAUUCCCCACAUCCCUCACCUUCCAAAUCCCUUCUUCCUUCUGUUCUCAUCAACCCUUCUCUCUCUCUCUCUCUCUCUCUCGGGGUUUAAUUAGGGGUUUUAGAGGAAAAUGGGGGAUAUCUCUUGUGACAAUGGCAUUAGUGCUCAUGUGAAUGGUGUAAACGGGAAGGCUCAUUCAGCAGAGGGUCACAGGAAGAGCUGUUGGUAUGAAGAAGAGAUUGAAGAGAACUUGAGAUGGUGCUUUGCUCUCAACAGUAUUUUGCAUACCGGGGCCACCCAGUUCCAGGACAUCCAACUAUUGGACACAAAACCCUUUGGAAAGGCUCUGGUCAUUGAUGGGAAACUUCAGAGUGCAGAGAUAGAUGAAUUCAUCUACCAUGAAUCUCUUGUUCACCCAGCACUCCUUCACCAUCCCAAUCCAAAGACCAUAUUUAUCAUGGGAGGCGGUGAGGGUUCCACAGCUAGAGAGAUUCUCAGACAUGAGACUGUAGAGAAAGUUGUCAUGUGCGACAUUGAUGAGGAGGUGGUGGAUUUCUGCAAGUCAUACUUGGUUGUGAACAAAGAAGCUUUUGGUGACCCAAGGCUGGAACUUGUCAUCAAUGAUGCUAGAGCUGAGCUUGAAAGCAGAGAAGAGAGUUUUGAUGUAAUCAUUGGGGACCUGGCAGACCCAAUAGAAGGAGGCCCAUGUUAUCAGCUCUAUACCAAAUCGUUCUAUGAAUCAACUGUCAAACCGAGGCUAAGUCAUGGUGGCAUUUUUGUUACACAGGCAGGGCCCGCAGGAGUUUUCAGCCAUACAGAAGUUUUCUCCUGCAUUUACAACACUUUGAGGCAUGUUUUCAAAUAUGUUGUGCCUUUCUCUGCUCAUAUUCCUUCCUAUGCUGACACUUGGGGUUGGGUCAUGGCAUCAGACUCCCCAUUUACACACAGUGCAGAAGAUUUGGACCUAAGAAUGAAACAAAGGAUGAAAGGGGAGAACAAAUAUCUGGAUGGGAAGACAUUCUCAUCAGCCUCUACCUUGAGCAAAGCUGUUCGAAAAUCGCUGGAUAGUGAGACCCAUGUGUACACAGAGGGAACAGCGAGGUUCAUAUAUGGACAUGGAACUGCCUUCAAACACAAACAUGCUUGACACAAAGAAUACAAGGGAGCCUCCUAGCGAAAGCACAGAGAAACAACUGAAAAAAAAAUCUUGCUCAUUUUCUCAUUUUCAAUUGUGUUUUCACUUGAUCAUUAGUCUCUCUCUCUCUCUCUCUCUCUCUCUCUCUCUCUCUCUCUCUCUCUCUCUGCUUUUGUAGUUACUUGAAAGGAAUGAUAGAAUGGCAAUGAUCCCUGUUUGUGUUUCUCCCAAAGAGAUGUUGGAAAUUGAGAGCCCUCGUGUGGAAAGAAUUGUUAGAAAA